Molecule: messenger RNA, 2809 nt
Organism: Sorghum bicolor (sorghum)
Lineage: Eukaryota; Viridiplantae; Streptophyta; Magnoliopsida; Poales; Poaceae
Product: leucine-rich repeat extensin-like protein 3
Exons: 1
Coding region: 41-2554 (837 amino acids)
Molecular function (GO): protein binding
Source: RefSeq, a predicted model, not a curated record
GGGGUGGCUUCCCGCACUGCCCCUUCCCCCCGCCAACACAAUGGAGGCCGCCCGCCGCGCCACGGCCGCGGUGGUGGUUCGCCCGCGCCGAUGCCGGAACGACAGCAGCCUCGUCUACUACCUCGCCGCCAUCCUGCUCGCGGCAGCGGCAGCGGCCACGGCGGCGGCCGCGCUCUCGGACGCCGAGGCGUCCCACAUCGCGCGGCGGCAGCUGCUGUCCCUGCGUGAGGGCGACGGCGACCUCCCCGACGACUUCGAGUUCGACAUCCACGUGGACGUCACCUUCGCCAACGAGCGCCUGCGCCGCGCGUACGUCGCGCUCCAGGCCUGGCGCCGCGCCAUAUACUCCGACCCCAAGAACUUCACCGGCGGCUGGGUCGGAGCCGACGUGUGCUCCUACUUCGGCGUCACGUGCGUCCCGGCCCUCGACGACGCCAAGACCACCGUCGUCGCGGGCGUCGACCUCAACGGCGGCGACAUCGCGGGCUACCUCCCCGCCGAGCUCGGCCUGCUCACCGAUAUCGCCUUCUUCCACAUCAACUCCAACCGCUUCUGCGGCAUCAUCCCCAAGAGCUUCAGCCGCCUCGCGCUCCUCCACGAGCUCGACGUCAGCAACAACCGCCUCGUCGGCGGCUUCCCCGACGUCGUGCUGCAGAUCCCCGUGCUCAAGUACCUCGACCUCCGGUUCAACGACUUCGACGGCACCCUGCCGCCGCACCUCUUCGACAAGGACCUCGACGCCAUCUUCGUCAACAGCAACCGCUUCGUCGGCUUCAUCCCGGACAACUUCGGCAACUCGACGGCCACCGUGGUGGUGCUCGCGAACAACGCCUUCGUAGGAUGCAUCCCUCGCAGCGUCGGCCGCAUGGCCGGCACGCUCGACCAGCUCAUGCUUCUCAACAACCGCCUCGACGGCUGCAUCCCGCCGGAGCUCGCCGAGCUCGUCAACUCCACGGUGGUGGACGUCAGCGGGAACGCGCUCGUUGGCACGCUGCCGGAGGGGCUCGUCAACAUGACCAGGUUGGAGCAGCUCGACGUGUCGCGGAACCAGCUCGCCGGCGCCGUGGAAGAGCGCGUCUGCAAGCUCCCGGCUCUCGCCAACUUCAGCUUCGCGCACAACUUCUUCAGCGUCGAGGCAGAGGCGUGCGUGCCGUCCAUGGACUCGCCGGUGGCGCUCGACGACAGCGGCAACUGCCUCCAUGGCGGGCGUCCAGAGCAGAAGUCGUCGCUUGAGUGCACGCCUGUGCUCGCGCACCCCGUCGAUUGCCGCACCAACGUCUGUUCCAAGGGGCCCGUGCCACCGUCGAAGAAGGUUCACACACCACCGGAUGUUAGUCCACAGCCGUUGCCACCGGCGCCAUCACCGGAGAAACAACCACCAAAGAAGUCCCCGCCACCACGACCAGUGAGCCCACCACCGCCGCCGGCACCUAUUAGUUCGCCACCUCCACGGGUGAAAUCUCCACCGCCACCGGCACCUGUUAGCUUGCAUCCCCCACCUAUCAAAUCCCCUCCACCACCGGUUCCGGUUAGCUCACCACCACCACCACCAGUAAAAUCACCCCCACCUCCAACACCGGUGAGUGCACCACCUCCACCAGUGAAAUCACCUCCGCCACCACCGGUGCCGGUGAAAUCACCUCCACCGCCAGUGAAAUCACCACCUCCUCCACCACCUGUAAGUUCGCCACCGCCACCUGUAAAUUCACCUCCCCCACCGGCUCCAUUAAGCUCACCACCGCCUCCAGUGAAAUCCCCUCCACCACCUGCUCCAGUCAGCUCACCACCACCACCUAUAAAAUCACCUCCUCCAAUGAGAUCACCACCGCCCCCGAUGAAAUCCCCUCCACCACCUGCUCCAGUUAGCUCACCACCACCACCACCAGUAAAAUCACCUCCUCCACCGGCUCUAGUGAGCUCACCACCACCUCCGGUGAAAUCUCCUCCACCACCUAAACAAUUACCGCCUCCACCGGCUCCUGUGAUUUCACCACCGCCUCCCAUGAAAUCCCCUCCACCACCGGCACCUAUUAGCUCACCACCACCACCACCUGUAAAAUCACCUCCUCCACCGGCUCCUGUGAUUUCACCACCACCUCCAGUGAAAACCCCUCCACCACCGGCACCAGUUAGCUCACCACCACCACCUGUAAGAUCACCUCCCCCGCCAGUUCCAGUGAGCUCACCACCUCCACCUGUAACAUCUCCACCUCCACCUCCACCAGUACCGGUCAUAUCACCUCCACCGCCAACUCCGGCAAGAUCUCCACCUCCACCAGUGAAGUCUCCACCACCACCACCUCCGGUAAGCUCUCCACCACCACCAGUGACCUCACCACCUCCACCAACACCUGUGAGCUCACCACCUCCUCCAGUAAAGUCCCCUCCUCCACCUGCACCGGUCAGCUCUCCACCACCACCUGCUAUAGUGAGCUCACCGCCUCCACCGGCACCAUCAUUAAGUCCACCACCGGCUCCUAUGGAAGUCAUCUUGCCACCAAUCAUGGCGCAGAAGUACGCGUCGCCGCCACCGCCUCAGUUCCAAGGAUACUAAGCGGUGAUCACAGCACGCUCUACUGACAAUGAGAGUAAUCGUGAUGAGGAGGCCAGGAGAAGCAGUGAUCAGUUGAUCGCACCAUGCAUGCUCUAGCGACGUGAAUUGAAAGCUCAGAUGAGUGCAUGGUACGUGCGUGCGUUUGUGUAUAAGAGCAUAGGUAACGUACGCAUGUACUAGCGCAUGCACAUGUAACAUGAUGAGUUGAUGACCGAGAAGAGAAAUGUGCAAAUGGAGAAGGAAUGAUUUUUGCCA